This is a messenger RNA of Dendroctonus ponderosae (mountain pine beetle), 1446 nucleotides long. RefSeq names its product testis-specific serine/threonine-protein kinase 3. Gene Ontology annotation, molecular function: tau-protein kinase activity; ATP binding; protein serine/threonine kinase activity. Gene Ontology annotation, cellular component: cytoplasm. The transcript is spliced from 6 exons. NCBI's taxonomy places the organism in Eukaryota, Metazoa, Arthropoda, Insecta, Coleoptera, Curculionidae. The coding region runs from base 245 to 1417 and encodes 390 amino acids. The record is from RefSeq and is a predicted model, not a curated record. Gene Ontology annotation, biological process: microtubule cytoskeleton organization; protein phosphorylation; intracellular signal transduction.
CAGUUUGGUUUGUAAUUCAAAAUUGAAUUGAUUCCAGUACAAAAAAAGUAGAAAACAACGAAAGAAAAGCGGUGUCACUUGCCAAUUAGCUUUUUUAAUUUUUUUAUAAAUGAUGAAUGUACCCUUAUUUUAAAUUCACCUAAAGUCUGCCAAAGUCACCUUGCGUAUGACUUUGGUUCUUUCAUCAAAUAAAAAAAUGCUGUUAUUUUCAAAUUUGUCGUAAAAUGAUCAGUGAUGUGAAAGUAUGUCUUCCCCUAUUGAUAGUGCUGAUCAGUCACCAGCUCUUGAAACUGCUCAUGCCACUCAAGUAGGAAACGAUCCCAAAGAUAAAAAACCCACAGUUUUAGAAACUCAUGGCUACUUUCUGGGGAAAAGUAUCGGGACUGGAUCCUAUGCAACUGUUCGUAUGGCCCACAGUGAACGACACGAGGGCAAUGUGGCUAUAAAAAUUGUAAGCAAAUUUUCAGCCCCCGCAGAUUAUUUGAAAAAGUUCCUUCCAAGAGAAAUCGAAGUGGUUAAAGGGUUGAGGCAUCCGAAUUUAAUACGUUUCUUGCAAGCUAUUGAAACCACUCAUCGAGUUUACAUUAUCAUGGAAUUUGCGGAAAAUGGCAGUCUUCUCGACAUUAUCCGAAAGGAUCAACAUAUUGAUGAAAUCAGAUCCCGAAAAUGGUUCAAACAGCUCACUUAUGCCAUAGAAUACUGUCACGAUCGUGGAGUGGUUCACAGAGACAUAAAAUGCGAAAAUAUGCUAAUGGACGACAGUUGGAAUAUAAAAUUGUCCGAUUUCGGAUUCGCCCGAGGCCACAUGAAGCCGAAAAAUGGACAGCCUAUUUUGAGCGAAACUUUCUGCGGAAGCUACGCUUAUGCGUCCCCGGAAAUUCUUCGAGGGAUUCCGUACCAGCCUCAAUUUGCGGACGUUUGGUCUAUGGGGGUGGUUUUAUUUGCAAUGGUUUUUGGCAGGCUUCCUUUUGAUGACAGCAACUAUAAGGAGCUGAUUAAACAAGUUUCGAGCAAAGUGGUUUUUCCAAAAGACCCAAAAGUGAGCAGCGGGUGUAAGUCGUUGAUCAAUAAAAUACUCGCUCCGCUGAAAAGCCGAAUUCGGCUCAGUGGGAUUAAAAUGGAUCAGUGGUUUUUGUUCGAAGAAGGACAAGCUGGAAGCAGCAAGGACAGGAAGUCCAUUAGCUCAGUUACUGAUGAAGAAAGGAGACUUUCAGUAGAUGCUGAUAGUUUGGUGCCACCAAAUCUGAUCACGAAAGAAGAGCUCGAAGCUAAAGCUAGACCGCGAGGAGCGAGAAGAGACAGUACCGAUGAAGAGCAACCGGUUGGUACACAGAAUCCUUUUGAUGAAGCCGAACAGUCUGAUAAAGGAAAUUCCAGUGGAAAAUCGAAAAAACCACCCAGCAAGAAAGAAUCUUGAAUUGUUUUGUUAUUAAAGUGCAAAAAUUA